Mytilus trossulus (common blue mussel) is the source of this 1044-nucleotide messenger RNA. RefSeq names its product plexin-B2-like. Lineage: Eukaryota; Metazoa; Mollusca; Bivalvia; Mytilida; Mytilidae. Gene Ontology annotation, molecular function: semaphorin receptor activity. The transcript has 7 exons. Gene Ontology annotation, biological process: semaphorin-plexin signaling pathway involved in axon guidance; regulation of cell migration. The record is from RefSeq and is a predicted model, not a curated record. The coding region runs from base 1 to 1044 and encodes 347 amino acids. Gene Ontology annotation, cellular component: semaphorin receptor complex; plasma membrane.
AUGUUAGCAGCUACAAAUACUUUUGAAGAUUUAACAAGUGAAAAUCGCAUCAAGUGCAAGACUGGCAAAUCAGAUGGUCCUAGAAAUAUGAGUCGAUUGCAGGUUGUUAUUGAUGACAUGACAGUACUAUUAUUAAACACAACUUUUAAAUACUUACCGGAUCCAAGCUUCAGUCUUUCAAACAAAUCAACGAAAGCUCAACAAAGUGGCGGUGCAACAUUUACAAUUCAGGGUGAAGGGUUUACCAAUGUAGGACAAAUAACUGUUGAAAGAGUGGACAAACCUUGCCAUGUUCCAGAAGAUACAUCAGCUGUCUGUGAAACGCCACCAAAAUUGGACAAUCAGCCAAACAAUCAAACUGUUAAGGUUCAUUUUGAUGGCUUGAUACUUACAGUCACUAUAGAAUAUGUGGACGAUCCCACAUUUCAAAGAUUUUCAAGCGUUGUAGAAUAUGACAAGGAGUCUACUAUUCAAAUCAAGGGGGCAAAUAUUCUAAAUGGAGCUGGACUUAACGACUACAGUAUACAUAUUGGCUUGGAUGGAAGUUGUCCCAUAACUGAUAUUGCUAUGACAUUUAUCAAAUGUUUACCUCCAAAAUCAGUACCUCGGACUGAUAAUGCAGAUGUAAAUACGGUCAAUGUACUUGUCUUGGUUGGAAGGAUCGAAGAAUAUAUUGGUGACCUACAAUACAAAGAAGACGUAAAUACGUUAGCCUUUGUAGUUGGUGCUUUGGCUGUGGCAUUGGUCACAGCUAUUAUUAUUGGCGUAUCGGCUGUAGUUUUUUUAAGGAAGAAAAGGAAAAGAGUUAUCAAAGAAUUCAAAAUGGAACUUAUGACAAGAGAAGAAACGAUACGAAAAGCUAGUAGAGAAGAAUUUGCUGAUGCUCAGAUGAAUAUAAGAGACAUCAAAUCAGACCUUGUUACCACAAAAGUGCCAUUUUGUGACUACCAAACUUAUGUCCUUCAUCUCCUCUUUCCAAACCAAAACCUAACAUCGAAUCCGCUUCUUCACUAUUCAGAGGUAACAUAUUUUCAUAUUUAUUAG